This is a messenger RNA of Caenorhabditis briggsae, 663 nucleotides long. The transcript has 5 exons. Lineage: Eukaryota; Metazoa; Nematoda; Chromadorea; Rhabditida; Rhabditidae. The coding region runs from base 1 to 663 and encodes 220 amino acids. The record is from RefSeq and is a predicted model, not a curated record.
AUGUAUAACUUUUUGAAAAUUCCCGACGAGGCUCACACUCCAGGAUGUCUUUUUCAACAGUUUAUUCGAUACAGUUUCUAUAAGAUCAAUUUCAGUCCCAAAGGUUACGUUCGCUCGAACGGGUGGUCUCAAGAGGAAAAAAAGAUUGCGUUUCUGCAGAAUCUGAUGGAAGAAAUGGGUCAGAAGUCUGGAAUGUUCGGAAGUGCUGAGGAGCUUUUGGAAAAUCUGAAAAUUUAUGCGGAUUUUCCUGGAAACGAUGAUUCCUUUGACACGAAAUUCGAGGAUUCGGAAGUCAAAAACUAUCCAGAAUCCCAAAAACGUGAUGAGCAACCAACUACAGUAUUCUCUAAGGAUAUUUCGGAAUCUUCUACACCACUCCUGAAUGCUUCAACUGCUCCAGAAACAUCAGAAUCCGAGAAUAUUGAUGAGCAAUUUAUUAAAUCUUCAGAUGCAUCUACUCCUCAGAAAGUAUCAGAAAGAGACGAGGAAAUUCUAGAAUUGAAGAGACAAUUAGCAGAUCAACUGAAAAUCGAGAAGGAAAACGAGGAGCUGAAAUUUGUGAUUUCACACUUGAACGCGAAAAUUGCUCAGCUGAAUGAUGAAAAAUCGAAUAAGGAAGAGAACUAUCGACAAAAGAUGAAUCGUCAAUUCAGACAUGACUGA